UUUACCUAACAGAAGAAAGAUGCCAGAUUAAAUCCUAGCCGUCAAAUACUAAAGAAAGUUAGUUAUCUCUAUGAGAUUGGAUCGUAGCCGUUGAGUCCAAAUUUUUGUUUGCUGUCUUUUCUAGUUCUACGACCUGUCUCUGUCCGUAGUGGAAAGAGAGGAGGAAGAAAGAAACCUGGAGAUUUCGAGUUAUUAGUUUGAUAGGUAAAGGAUGGGCAAAGGAGGAGCUAAGAAGCAUACAAACACUCAAGGAGGAGGAGGAGGACCUAAUCUCAAAUCCGUACUAAGACAUGAUCACUUGAAAAAUCUCGCCCUCUGGUCUUCCGCCGGAGAUACUCCCAUCCCCUCUCUUGCUUCCUUGUUCGGUCGACGUCUCGCUGCCGCUACUGAUCCUGAUCUCGUCGUCUCUUGCCAAAGGUGUGAGACCAUACUUAAGCCAGGCUUUAAUUGCGAUGUCAGAAUCGACAAGGUUUCUUCUAAGCAGAAGAAGAAAGGAAGAACCAGGUGCAACAAGUCUAACAUCUGUUUGCCUCAGAACAAUGUUGUUUACCAUUGCAAUUUCUGUUCUCACCGGAACCUUAAGAGAGGUACUGUGAAAGGUCAGAUGAAAGAGAUUUACCCUUUCAAGCAGAAAGCUCCUCGUCCUAAUAAGAUCAAUCAAGAGAUGACAGUGAUGCCUCAAAGUAACAUGCUUUCUUCUUCACCUGUGAGAAGUGUCGAGAAAGAUCAGGUGGAGGAGGUGAAUACACCGAAGCCGCCGAUGAUGCUUACUCUGGAUAGGGAUAAGAGGAUACGAAAAUCCAAGAGUAAGAAACCGAUUGAGUCUCAAAGUGUUGCGGAGAAAACAGUUGGUGGAUCAAAUCAGAGGAAGAUAAAACCAUGGACAGGUAUGAAAGAGAUAGCUGAGACUAACAAGACUUCUUCUAGAACAAACUUAAGGAUACCUUUUCUCUUGUGAUCUGUCUGUUAUAUUUGGAUAUGUAUAGUAUAUAUUAUCCCCUUUUGUGCAACUUUUUAUACAGUGAUGAGUCUUGAUA
Messenger RNA from Camelina sativa (false flax), 1037 nucleotides. RefSeq lists its product as uncharacterized. NCBI's taxonomy places the organism in Eukaryota, Viridiplantae, Streptophyta, Magnoliopsida, Brassicales, Brassicaceae. The record is from RefSeq and is a predicted model, not a curated record.